Rotaria sordida is the source of this 3768-nucleotide messenger RNA. The record is from the annotation of a GenBank genome assembly. NCBI's taxonomy places the organism in Eukaryota, Metazoa, Rotifera, Eurotatoria, Philodinida, Philodinidae.
AUGUUAUUUAUGUUUAUAACAUACAUUCUUUUUCUUAUCCGAUUUUCCUUCGGUGAUGAAUGUCCAUCAUUAAAGUAUUGUACAUGCUCAUCAGAUAAAACUAUAAUACAGUGUACAAAGCGUCAAUUAACGAACAAACUAUUAUUAAAGCUCAAUAAUCAAUUAUCUAAAUCAACAAUUCUCUUAAAUCUUUCAUCAAAUUCUUUAACAUCAAUUAAUUCUUUAUCAAAUUUAAAUUCACUUCAAAUACUUGAUCUAUCAUUUAAUAAAAUUCAACAUUUACCAUCAAAUAUAUUUUCUAAAUAUCCUCAAUUAAUUUCGUUAAAUCUACAAAAUAAUUCAUUAAAAACAAUUCCAAAAAGUUUUACAAAAAUUUCAAAUAUAAAUCUUAAUCUAUUAAAUAAUCGAUUUCAUUGUACAUGUGAAUUUAAAUUGUUUAAAAAAAAUAAUUUUUUUAAAAAUGUUAUCUGUCAAAAUAAUAAACCAUUCAAUGAAAAUGAUUUUUGUCAUAUAAAAAAUUUUCUUCAAAUUAAUCCUCAACAAUCACAAAUUGCUUAUGAAAAUGAACAAUUUAUAUUAAAUUGUUCAUCAAAUUUACAACAUUAUUGGACAUUAAAUAAAAAAUUCUAUCCAUCUACUAUGACAACAUUUUCAUAUUCAACAAUAAUUAUUCAUCAUUUACAAAUGAAUCAUUCAGGAUUAUGGACAUGUCAUAGUUUCAAUUAUAAUCAUUCAAUACGGCUAACUGUUUUAAAAAGUUCACCGAAUUAUUUUUGUCAAUCAAUACAAAUGAAUACAUCAAAAGGUUAUUUUUAUUGGCCACGUACAUCAAUUAAUAAAAAACUUCCAAAAUAUUGUCCUUUUGGUUCAGCAGCAUGGUUAAAAAAUUCAAAUGAAUAUGCUCAAGCAUGGUAUACUUGUUCAUCUAAAGGACAAUGGAUUAAUUUUGAUAUAUCACAAUGUGCAUUUCAAACAAAUAUAUCACGAGUAUUUGAUUAUUUAUCAUUAAAUGAAACAAAUUUAUUAUUAAAUUUAGUUGAAUAUCUAUCAGAAAUAAAUCAAGAUUAUUUACAAUUAAAUGAUAUGAUUUUAUUAAUUGAUUUAAUUGAUGAACAAAAAGAUAAAUAUCAACAGCACGAUAGAAUGAUUUUAAUUUAUCAUUUAACAGAUUUUAUUUUACAAAUUAAAAAAAAUGAUUUUAUUUUUUCAAAUGUAUAUCAAAUUGCAAUAAAAAGAUUAAGAUUGAUAAUAGAACAUUUAUUGGAUUUUACUAAUCAAUCUUGGUUAUAUAUUGGAAAAGAAUUAACUGCUAUGACAAUACAAUCAUCAACAUUAUGUUAUGUACCUAAUCGAUCAUUGUUAACAAUUAUUUGUGACAUUGAUAAUCAAUCUCAUGAGUCUCCAUUAGCAACAAUUCAAUUUCCAUCUCAUUUGAAUGAAACAAGUCAAUAUUCAUUGUAUCGUAUUAUUAUUUAUCGCCGAUCGACAUUAUUCACAUCGAAUGUGAUAACCAAUAACAAUAAUCCUGUUAUUCAUAUACGACCAGUAUUAAGCAAUAACUUAUCUACAAUUAAAUUGACAUAUUACGGUCAAUUAGAACAAGCAUCAAUUGGAAUUUGGUAUUCAAAUCAGUCCUCAUGGCAAAUGAACUCAUCUAUUUGUAAAAUAAAUGAACAAAAUUCUAAAUUAAUUUCAACAAAUUGUAUUUUAUUCAAUAAUGAUUCAUUAUCAAUAACAUAUCUUAAUCAUAAAAAUAUUUUUUUCCAUACAAAUUAUUCACAAUAUUCUAUUUAUAUUUCCUCAUUAAUUGCAUCAACGUGUUUCUUUAUUUCUAUUCUUGUAUAUAUUUGUUUUCAUAAAGUUUAUCAAAUGUCAAGAUGUUUUUUUCAUUGUUCAAUCAAUUAUUGGUUUAAUCUUGGUAUUUUAUUACCAUUAUUUGCAUUUGGUAUGCAACAAAAUCAAUAUCAAUUUUUAUGUCAAUUUAUUGCUACUAGCCUUCAUUAUCUUUGUUUAACAACAAUACUUUGGUUAACAUUAUUAACUUAUUUGAUUUGGAGAAAACUAUCCGUUAUAUCAACAAAUAAAGAUUGCCAUAGAAAAUUUUCAAUAAUGAUUAAUGAUGGUUUACGAACAAUCGAAUUAAAAUCUCAACCUGUUAUUCAAUUCUAUUUAUUGGCCUAUGGAAUAGCAUUAAUUAUGUGUUGUAUUAAUAUUGCUAUAUUACAUGAACAAUAUAUGAUAAACAAAAUAUGUUUUUUCAAUAAUUUAUAUUCAAUUCUAAUAUUAAUUAUAUCAAUGUCCGUAUUUAUUAUUAUUUUACUUUUUUUUCUUUUAUCUGCUUGUAAUCAUAUAAAACGUUUAACAAAUGAAACAAAACAUUUAGAUAAUUUAUCAAAUGUAUCUAAAAUAAAACCAGAAAAUAUUUUAUUAUCAAAACCAAAUGAAAUCUUAUCAAUUUUAAUUCCAUUUAAUCAAAAUAAUGAACAAGUUUUAUCAAAUAAAAAUUAUCAACAUGAAUCAAUACAACAGUUAUUAUCAAUAUUAUUUCAAUUAAUUCUUCUUAUAUUUUUAUUUCUAUCAAGUUUAAGCAUUUAUCUAAAUCCAUUACAUUUAUUUAAACUACGUUUUGAACAUAUUAUUUAUAGUCAUCUAUAUGGAUUUUUUGUUUUAGUUCUUUCAUUUUAUAUAUUUUCCUAUUACGUUUUAUUACGUAUUGAUUUGAUAAGACAUUAUUAUUUUAACACAAAAAAAAUUGAUCACUUAUCUAAUCAAUCAAAUAUUGAAUCAUCAUCAUCAUCAUCAUCAAUAAAUUUAAGAAUAAAUUAUCAAUAUGAUGUUCCUUCAUCGCCAAAACAAAUAUCUAUAUUUCCAUCAUCAUAUUCCUAUAAUUCAUCAAAUAUACAUAUUCCUGAAAUAUUACAAAAUGCUUCAAGAACAUCAAUAAACUUUGAUAAUAUGGAUAAUUUAAAACUUUACACAAAAAUAACAUCGGAUUGUUGCAUUUGUCAUUGUCAUAUACUUAAACCCAAUGAAAUAAGUUCAUCACAAAAUACUCUACAUGAUACAUUACCAUCAUCAUCAUCAUCAACAUCAUCAUCAUUAGAUAUAAUCAUGCACGAAAUUAUUGAUACACACCAAUUUCAACAUAAUGCAUUCAAUGAACAAACAAUACAAAGAUCAAUGAAUGGUUCAAUAGAAUUUUGUUCAAGACAAACUGACAAUAUCCAUUUGCAUUCAUCUUCUACCACGUUAUCUCAACCGCGAACAUCUCCAGCUCUAGCAAUUAUUCGUCUAUUACCCAAUAUUCAUUUCUCUUCACGAAAUAUAAAUAAAAAUAUUUCAAAUUCUACAAAUAUUAUUCAAUCCAAUGAUCAUAUAAAUCUAUCGAUUGAACCAAAACAUAUUAGUAAAAAUGCCCAAAAUUCUCCUUAUAUAAAGUCAUUACCAUUCACUGCAAAAUACGAUGCUACAUACACUUCUGUAACUCAAACUGAUCAUUUAAUUCAGCAAAAAUCAUCAUCAAAUGAAAAAUUAUCAAUUUGGAAAAAAUCUCCUUGUGGUCAUACACAACUCGCAUACAUUGAUCAAGAUGAUGAACAUAGUGUUUCACUUAAAUCAUUAUCUUAUGAUUCAAAAACAUCAUCAAGUACUAUAUUAAACAAAAAAGAUCAUAUACAAACAUUAUCAUCUUCAUCAAAUUUUUCCGAUGAUUCCUAUUACGAUAUUAUUCGUACAAAUCAAAAAAAAUUGCAUGAAAGCAGUGUAUAA